Messenger RNA from Podarcis muralis (Common wall lizard), 1171 nucleotides. The record is from RefSeq and is a predicted model, not a curated record. Lineage: Eukaryota; Metazoa; Chordata; Lepidosauria; Squamata; Lacertidae.
UCUUGUGGAAAGUGCCUGCUGUGGGAUGUGAAACACAGAUAGCAGUCAAAUUCAACAUUCCUAGAGCGGACAUGAAAGGGGAUGUUUGCAGCAGCCAGUAGAAAACUUCCUGUUUCCUCCUGGGCUGGGACAAACUUCCUCUACAUGUGACCAAAGGUGGGCGUUGCCUUUAACUGUGCAGGUAAAAAGUAGCACAGCGCAAGCAGCCAUCUCUCUCUCUGACUCCAUUCCUCGAAGAAGCAACACCUCUUCAGCUACAGAUGCCCUGCUGGCUUCCAGCCAACAGAGCACAAAGGGACUAUCUCCUUAUUGGAUAGAUUCCACGUGCAUAUACUUUUGUAACCUACGUCUCCCUUCAGGGAUCCAUCUGUGAACUGAAUAACGAAGAAAUGGCUCGCCAGCUGGUGGAGCUGGGCUUCCGAGGAAGCGGCGAAGUGCUGAAGAGGGAAGAUUUCAUAGCUAGGAAAUUGGCCGCCGAGGCUUCGAGGCUCUCAGAAAGGCAGCAGCAAAAAGCUCUGGCAAGUGCAGGAAAAGAGCUGAAAGACGACUUUCUGAAGGCGCUGGCAGAGAGGGAGGAAGCCAACCGCAACGGCAAAAUGUCUUCCAUAAUCUUCAUUCGGGAUCACAAUAUCCGUGGCCAGGAAGUAUCUGCAUAUAUCGAUUAUGCACACCGGUUAAAGGUGGACGAGUUUGAAGUCUAUUUCAGUGGCAAGAAGAAGCUUUUCCCCAGGCGCUCUGAUCUGAGUUUCUACAACUGGGACAGGAAUAUCUGCUGCUUGAAUUCAAGUCCAAAUUACCAAGUGAUUGCAGAAAAUGUGUGCGGCCUCCUCUUCAAGAACAAGUCUGACAGGAAGGUCAUCAAUGUUGACCCCAAGGCUUAUCCAGGGGACAACACAACACGGACUCCAAUCGAAACGGACCUCUACCUGCAGGUGGUCAUUUAUGAUCAUGUCCUCAGAAGAAAGCUCUAAACAUCAUUUCUGACGAGGAAUAAAUACACUGGGAGAAGUCUUUAAUAUGUAUACCCAAGGUGGAGAGAGAGAGGGGGGGGGGUAGUUUAUUCCAAGGACUAAAUAGUCAAGGGUGCCUUAGGCUGUUAAGGAACAGUUACCAAAUAGCACUUUUCCUGAGGUUGUUUAUUAAAGAGAUUUUGCCUUUGUUUUCCUAUCUG